CAAAUUUAAAACUUAAUAAUAUAUUUUUUGUGUUUUUAAUAAUUUAUAAUGAACUAAGGUGAACUAUUGAUUAAAUGAAAUUGAUAACAGAAUAGUUUACUAGAAUUUUUAUUUUAAAUAAUGUAAAAAGUAAAUAAGUUUUAUAUUUGUAUUUAAGAUUUCGAAAUAUUUACAUUUACGCCCUUACCGUGUCACGAUAAAAAAUAAUUGUGAUGUCUAGCAUAAGCAUUGCUGCGGCAGCUUUGCUUCACGUAUUACAAAUUAACUGAUUUUUGGAAAAUAAGUGCAAUUUGACAAAAUGUCUGACCAAACUGAGGAAAAAUCAGUCAUCAACGAGAAGAUGAUUUUAAAAAACAAUCAUAUCUUAACCGUUGUCCUUAUCACCCUUGCUAUACCGUUAUCAAUGUCAAUGUGGAUUAUAAAUCUUCUUUAUUCGAAAUUAAUACUAAAUACUGAGGGACUUGAUGAACCCAUAGUAAUAUCACCAGCAAGAUGGUUAGCUUCUUGCUUAAUACCUAUUCCUAUAGCAGUGUCAGGUUACAGAAAGAAAAGUGUGAAUAUGAGUGGAGCUCUGUUGGGUUCAGUAGUAGCAUUUGUAUUGAUUUUAGCCAAUUAUUGUUUUUUGGCAGACUUGCUAAUAUUUUUCUUAUCAUCAUCCAAAGUAACACAUUUUAGACCCCACAUAAAACGAAAGUUUGAAGAAGAUUUUAAAGAAGGUGGUCAAAGAAAUUGGAUUCAAGUACUAUGCAAUGGUGGCAUGGCUACUCAACUAGGGCUUCUUUAUUUGUUAGAUGUUGGUGCAUCCGAAAGACCAAUUAAUUUUGUAAACGACUACAGAGCUUCUUGGCUCAGUAUUGGUGUACUUGGUGCUUUUGCCUGCUGCAAUGGUGAUACUUGGGCUUCAGAAUUAGGAACAGUUUUAAGUAUAUCUGAUCCAGUUUUAAUUACAACAUGGAAGAAAGUACCUAAAGGCACUAAUGGAGGAGUAACUCUUAUUGGAACAAUUAUCAGUACCGUUGGAGGGCUUGUGAUUGGAUUAUCUCACUAUUUAACUAUGUUAUAUUUUGCAGACAGAGAUUUAUUGAUGUAUGCACCUCCACAGUGGCCUAUUAUUUUAUAUGGAGGACUGGCAGGUUUUCUAGGCAGUUUAAUAGAUUCUAUUCUGGGUGCAACAUUACAAUUUUCGGGUAUAGAUAAUAAUGGAAAAAUCGUUUCACACUCAAGUUUAACAGUAAAACAUAUAAGUGGAAGAAACAUACUAGACAAUCACAGUGUAAAUUUAUUGUCAACAAUAAUAAUAGGCUUAUUGAUGCCAACUAUAGUUAAAAAUUUAUAGUUAUUAUCAAGUGUAAACUUUAUAUUUACUUAAUUUAAAUAUUGAUAAUUGUCUUAUACAAAAUUAAAUGUACCUAUGACCUUUAAAGUUAUUGAAAUUUUUUUAUCUUUAUCUCAACUUGUUUAAAAGUUCGAAGUACUUAUAAUGAAAU
This is a messenger RNA of Nymphalis io (European peacock), 1487 nucleotides long. RefSeq names its product transmembrane protein 19. Bases 299 to 1336 code for a protein of 345 amino acids. The record is from RefSeq and is a predicted model, not a curated record. The transcript is spliced from 5 exons. Lineage: Eukaryota; Metazoa; Arthropoda; Insecta; Lepidoptera; Nymphalidae. Gene Ontology annotation, cellular component: membrane.